Messenger RNA from Insectozyma verbasci, 2310 nucleotides. Lineage: Eukaryota; Fungi; Ascomycota; Pichiomycetes; Serinales; Debaryomycetaceae. The record is from the annotation of a GenBank genome assembly.
AUGUCAUCUCAUUAUCCAAUAUUUUCACCUGAAUUAAAUUUAAAACCUAUAAAUCAUCAAUCAAAAAAAAUCGUAUUACAGUUUAAUCAAGAUAAUAUUGAUAGUAAUAAUUUAUCAAAUUAUAAAUUAAUUAAUAAAACAAAUUUAGCUUUACCAAUUUUCUACAUAGAUGAUCAAGAAUUUGUCUUAAUUAAACAUUUAUCAAAUCUUUGGAAUUAUCCUUCAUCAUAUCAACUAAUUCAAACAUUUUUAAAAAAUGGAGGUUUCAACAAAAAUCAAAUUUUAAAAUCAAAUUCAAUAAUUAAUGAAAAACUAAUAUCAUUAAAUUUUAUAAAUUCAAAUGAAAAAGAUAUAAAUUUAUUUUAUAUUUCAUUCCCAUUAUUAUAUUCAAAAAUUGAAAAUAAAGAUGUUUUUUAUUUCAAUUCAAUUGCAGAAAAUACUUUAGUUAAAGAUUCAGAUAUAAAUAACAUAGGUCCUUCAUUAAAUCAUCAUGAUAAUAAUGAUGAUAAUAGUAAUAAUAAAAUUAAAGAAAAUGAAGAAGAUGAAGCUGACAAUCUCGAGGAAGAUAAUAUAGAUAACGAUGAGGAUGACGAGGAAAUAGCCCACGGUUACGACGAUGACGAUGAUGAGGAAGAUGACGACGUCGAAGAUGAUGAGUAUGAAGAUAAAGUAACAAAAAAACACAAGCAUCAUCUCCACAAACAUAAACAAGCUUUUGAUCCAAAAAUGGGAAGUGAUGACAAGAUUUCAAUUAGUCAAAUUUUCCCUCAAUAUGGUUUAGUCAAUUCAAAUACUCAACUAAAUCAUGGACUGUUUAAUUCCUUAAAUGUUUUAACUAAAUUAAACUUUUAUAAAAACUUACCAUCAUCAGCUCAUAAAUUUCUUCCAAAUGUUAAAUUAAGUUUUGCUGAAAGAGAAUUAAUUCAUAAUAAUAAUAACUUUUCAGAUAUUCAUAUUGAAGAAAAUAAACCAGCAGAUACUUCAAAUAGAAAACGAAGUUUUCGUAAGCCAUUAGCUAGAGCUAGAAAACAUCAUAUACAUGUUGAUCCAAAUUCAAUAGAUUUAAGUGAAUCAGUCAUACCUGGUCAAGGAUAUAUUCCAGAAUUUAGUAUAAAUAAUUAUUGUAAAGUUCCAAAUUAUUAUGUAACUUCAAAUCAUCAAACACUUCCACAGUCAUUUAAUACGAAAAAAUUAAAUCAUACAUCAAAUUCAUCAUUUCUUUUUAAUAAUGAUGGAAUUAAAAUGUCUAAAAAUAUUCAACAAUUAGUAUUUAGUAAUGAUAAUGAUAAUUAUUAUCAUUCAAAAUAUUAUUAUACUAAAAGUUAUAGAGGUCCCGGAUCAGGUAAUUAUAAAGAUGGUGCUAUGAUGAAUAAAAUUAAUAAAAUACAUUUAACAAAUGAUAAAAAAUUAAAACAUAAGAAAAAUUUACUGAAUAGUGAACGAUAUAAUAAAAGUUUAAAAGGUUUAGUACAUGAUAAAUUUAAUAAAAAUUUUGUUGAAAAUUUAUUAAAUGAACAACGUAAAUAUACUGAAGAUUAUUCAAAUUUAGAAAUGUUACAUAAUAAUUUACAAUUUAAUUUAUUAAUAAAUACAUUUAGAGAAAUUUCAGAAGAUACUUGGAACAAUUAUUUCAAAUUUAAAUUGAUUGAUUUUGAACAAUUGAAAGCUUUACAACAAGAAAUUCAUGAAACUGAACUUCGUAAACAAGCUAUGGAUGAUCAUACUAAAUGGUUAGAAGAAGAAAAAAAACGUCAAGAUCGUUUACAAUUGGUUUUUGAAGAAGAAAGAAAAAAAUUUGAACAACUUCAACAAGAUUUUAUUUUGAAACAAAAAGAAUUAGAAGAGGAAAGGCGUCGUCGACAAUUGGAGGCUUCAUUUGAUGAUUCAUUUACAGGAGGUGUUGAAGAAGAAGAAAAAAAAAAUAACGAAAAGUAUAAAAAAUUACAACUUGAUUUUGAAAAGAGAAGAGAUGAUUUGAAAAGUAAAUUUGAAAUCAAACGAAGAAAUUUGAUUAAUCCUUUACCGGCUCCAAAACCAAUUGAAACUCCUCAAUUAGAUAUAGUUUCAAAAUUUAGUUCUCCAGCUGAUUAUACUGAUAUUAUAAGACAUUUACCAAUAGAGUUGAGAAGUGUUAAUCAAGAUAAUAAAGAUGACUCUCCAGCAAUUAAAAAACCAAUUAGAUAUAUUACAACAUAUCCAGAAGAAUCAAAUCCAGAGUUUUUAACUCGUAUAGAGGUAAUUAAAUUGCCAAAUGCAAAUUCAAUUGGUUGGGAUAAUUUACGAAAAUUUAAACUGAACCCUGAGAAUUGA